Triticum aestivum (bread wheat) is the source of this 903-nucleotide messenger RNA. Its product is annotated as ethylene-responsive transcription factor ERF003. The record is from RefSeq and is a predicted model, not a curated record. The transcript has 2 exons. NCBI's taxonomy places the organism in Eukaryota, Viridiplantae, Streptophyta, Magnoliopsida, Poales, Poaceae. Gene Ontology annotation, biological process: regulation of DNA-templated transcription. Gene Ontology annotation, molecular function: DNA binding; DNA-binding transcription factor activity. Bases 132 to 620 code for a protein of 162 amino acids.
ACACACACCACACUAAUCACCAUCACCAUCGUCUUCUCCACGCCCCGACCCCGAGACACGCUAGCGUGCAGCGCCGAGGCAGCUGGUUCCACUCUCACCGAGCAAGCGAAGAGCUCCUUCCUGAAAGUGAAAUGGCGCGGCCACAGCAGCGGUACCGCGGCGUGCGGCAGCGCCACUGGGGCUCCUGGGUCUCCGAGAUCCGCCACCCCCUCCUCAAGACGAGGAUCUGGCUGGGCACCUUCGAGACGGCGGAGGACGCGGCUCGCGCCUACGACGAGGCGGCGCGCAUCAUGUGCGGUCCGCGCGUGCGCACCAACUUCCCCGAUAACGACGCCGCCCCGUCGUCGUCGUUCCUCUCCCCGGCGCUGGUCGCCAAGCUCCACCGCUUCAACGUGGUGUGCGGCUCGCAGGCUGGGCAGCACCAGGACAAGGACGCCUCGUCGUCCGUGGAGCCGCGCGCGCCGCCGACGCCGUUCGCCGGCUACACGGGCAAUGCCAGCGCGCCGUCGGCGGCGGCCUCGGCGGCCGGGUGGAGCGGGGGGUUCCUGGAGGAGCAGUACGUGGAGCAGAUGAUCGAGGAGCUGCUGGAUUCCAACUUCUCCAUGGAGAUCUCCUACUAGCUCCGCCUCCGCACAUGCUCUGUUCCCGUGCCUUGCGCUUGCUCUGCUUCCGCUCCAUUUCUCUGUCUCUCCGUGUGUGUGUGUGGGUCUGUUUUUAGUUUAGCAUAAGCUGUGUCGGGAAGAACUCGAGGUUAGUAUGGUCAUCACCCGAGGUCUCCAACAGCUUUGUGUAUACAGUAGCUUCGUUAGAGCACAUUUCUUCAUUCUUGUAUUACUAUUGAUGUCUUGAGUCUUGAUGAUGCCCUAAUCAGUGUCCUCUGUUUCGAUCUUCAUCUUAAGCCCU